Messenger RNA from Xiphophorus hellerii (green swordtail), 2137 nucleotides. RefSeq names its product tripartite motif-containing protein 16-like. Lineage: Eukaryota; Metazoa; Chordata; Actinopteri; Cyprinodontiformes; Poeciliidae. The transcript has a single exon. Bases 55 to 1746 code for a protein of 563 amino acids. The record is from RefSeq and is a predicted model, not a curated record. Gene Ontology annotation, molecular function: zinc ion binding; protein binding.
AGUUUCUGUUUUCAGGAAGUGAAACUCACACAGUUGCUGUGACUGAGAGCAGAAAUGGAGCAGAAUCAGCUGGACAGAGAAACUUUCUCCUGUUCCAUCUGUCUGGAUCUACUGAAGGAUCCGGUGACUACUUCCUGUGGACACAGCUACUGCAUGAAGUGCAUUAGAACCCAGUGGGAUGCAGAGGAUCAGAAGGGAAUCCACAGCUGCCCUCAGUGCAGGGAGGCGUUCACACCCAGACCUGUGCUGAAGAAGAACAUCAUGCUAGCAGCUUUAGUGGAGCAGCUGAAGAAGACUGGACUCCCAGCUGCUCCUGCUGACCACCGCUAUGCUGGACCUGAAGAUGUGGCCUGCGAUGUCUGUACUGGGAGGAAGCUGAAAGCCUUCAGGUCCUGUAUGGUCUGUUUGGUUUCCUACUGUAGGAAUCACCUCCAACCUCACCUUGAUGUCCCUGGACUAAAGAAACACAAGCUGGUGGAGCCGUCCAAGAACCUCCAGGAGAACAUCUGCUCUCAGCAUGACGAGGUGAUGAAGAUGUUCUGCCGCACUGAUCAGAAGUGUAUUUGUCUUAUCUGUUUAAUGGAGGAACAUAAAGACCACGACAUAGUGUUAGCUGCAGCAGAAAGGACUGAGAGGCAGAGAGAGCUGGAGGAGAGACGAGGAAACAUCCAGCAGAGAAUCCAGGACAAAGAGGAAGAUGUGAAGCUGCUUCAACAGGAGGUGGAGGCCAUCAAUCACUCUGCUGAUAAAACAGUGGAGGACAGUGAGAAGAUCUUCACUGAGCUGAUCCGUCUCCUCCAGAAAAGAAGCUCUGAGGUGAAGCAGCAGAUCAGAUCCCAGCAGGAAACUGAAGUGAGUCGAGUCAAAGAUGUUCAGGAGAAGCUGGAGCAGGAGAUCACUGAGCUGAAGAGGAAAGACGCUGAGCUAGAGCAGCUCUCACACACAGAGGAUCACAACCAGUUUCUCCUCAACUACCCCUCACUGCCAGCACUCAGUGAGUCUAAAGGCUCAUCCAGCAUCAACAUCCGUCCUCUGAGACACUUUGAGGACGUGGCAGCAGCUGUGUCAGAGCUCAGAGACUUAAUGAUGGACGUCCUGAGAGACUCAUGGACAAACAUCUCACUGAUGGUCACUGAAGUGGAUUUUCUACUGUCAGAGCCAGAACCAGAACCAGAACCAAGGAGCAGAGCUGGAUUCUUUAAGUAUUCAUGUGAAAUCACCCUGGAUCCAAACACAGCAAACACAAAGCUGAUUCUAUCAGAGGGGAACAGGAAGGUGGCAGCGAUGCAUCAACAUCAGUCUUAUCCUACUCAUCCAGACAGAUUCACCCGAUGGCCUCAGGUUCUGGGCAGAGAGAGUCUGACUGGACGCUGUUACUGGGAGGUGGAGUGCACUGGGAGAGUUCGCUUAGCAGCUGCAUACAAGAAUAUCAGCAGAGCAGGAGGUGGAAAUGAAUGUGGAUUUGGAGGUGAUGACAAAUCUUGGGCAUUAAUUUGUUCACAAACCAGAUUACAAUUUGGUCAUAACAACAUCUGGACCUUCGUCUCAGGUCCAGUUCCCUCCAGAGUGGGAGUGUUCCUGGACCACGGAGCAGGUCUUCUGUCCUUUUACAGCGUCUCUGAAUCCAUGACUCUGAUCCACAGAGUCCAGACCAGAUUCACUCAGCCGCUGCUGGCUGGGGUUGCAGUUGGUUCUGAAUCAUCUGCAGAGUUCUGUUCUGUAAACCCAACUAGGUCUUCUCUCUGAUUGUUGAUCAGGGUUCAUGGUUCUGGAGUUUCUGCUCUGUUGUUCUGUUCAUCUUUGGUGUUUCUUUCAUUCUUAAAUGUCAGAAAUAUUUUUUCAUGAGAAUCUGAACGUCUCUGGGCUCCAACAGCCUAGUUUUAAUAUUUGUAUUGAUGUAUUAAAUGUUCCGGUUUCUCUUCCUCUGAUCUGCAGAAAAAAUGUUCUUCUUGUUUAAAUCAGUUGAGACUGAAGUGAACUGAACUUCCUUCUGUUUUCUUUAUUGUGAUUAAAAGAAGAAACUAAAACUAACAUCAACCUAGAACUGAUUCUGUUUUCUAUGAUUUAGAUAGGAAAAUAAAUGUCUAGUUUUGUUUCUUUUGGUUUUCUUCAAUAAAACAACUUGUUUACAGAGAAA